ACGUGAAGAGGUUGAGGCAAGAGAAAGAGGGGCGGUCAAAAGUGUGACGGCAAACUGUGCGCCGAGCGCUGCUUUCACUCUCGGCUCCUGUUAGGCUGCCUCUCACACGUGCAAUUUGUUGUUCGUCCAGGGCAGGACUACCGGCAACAGGACACGCAUGCUUGAAAAAAUCUCCGCGCACUUGACCCCCGCUUCGGUGAUGCCAUGCCCCGGAACCACAGCGGAGAUGAAGGCGGCACCGGGCUCUGGAUGAGGACCUCACCGGGGCACCGUACCGAAGGCUACGGCUUGAAGGAUGUGGAGUCCGGCGGAAAGAUGAUGAACAACGCGGGAGACGGCUUGCUGUCGGCCCCCAGCGCCGCAGGUGCCGCCGGGUCCGACAGCGUGAGAGGGAAGCAGGGAGCCCGGCUCAGCCUGCUGGGGAAGCCGCUCUUAUACAGCACGCAGAGCGGCCGGAGAAACGUGCGCUACCGGCGGCUUCAAAACUACCUGUACAACGUGCUGGAAAGACCGAGAGCCUGGGCGUUCAUCUACCACGCGUUUGUGUUCAUCCUGGUCUUCAGCUGCCUGGUCCUCUCUGUGUUCUCCACCAUCCCGGCUCAUCAGGAAUUCUCCUCCUACUGCCUCCUCAUCCUGGAGUUUGUGAUGAUUGUGGUGUUUGGGUUGGAGUACAUCGUCCGGAUCUGGUCAGCGGGAUGCUGCUGUCGCUACAGAGGAUGGCAGGGUCGACUGCGCUUCGCCAGGAAGCCCUUUUGUGUCAUCGACAUCAUAGUGCUGAUAGCAUCCGUGGCGGUAGUGUCGGCAGGCAGCCAAGGCAACAUCUUUGCCACCUCUGUCCUGCGGAGUCUGCGUUUCCUGCAGAUCCUACGCAUGGUGCGAAUGGACCGAAGAGGAGGCACCUGGAAGCUGCUGGGCUCUGUGGUCUACGCACACAGCAAGGAACUGGUAACCGCCUGGUACAUCGGCUUCUUGGUGCUUAUCUUCUCGUCGUUCCUCGUCUACCUUGUGGAGAACAAGUUCAACAAUGAGUUUGCUACGUAUGCUGAUGCCUUGUGGUGGGGCACGAUCACUCUGACAACCAUCGGCUACGGAGACAAGACACCAAAGACGUGGACAGGACGGAUGCUGUCGGCAGGGUUCGCCCUCCUCGGCAUCUCCUUCUUUGCCUUGCCAGCUGGUAUUCUGGGUUCAGGCUUUGCCCUGAAGGUCCAGGAGCAGCACAGACAGAAGCACUUUGAGAAGAGAAGAAACCCAGCGGCCUACCUCAUCCAGUGUGUUUGGCGUAGUUAUGCGGCUGAUGAGAACUCGGUUUCCAUUGCUACCUGGAAGCCUCACUUGAAGGCGUUGCAUACCUGCAGCCCUACAAAGAAGGAGCAGGGAGAGUCGACCACAAGCCAGAAGUUGAGCUUCAAGGAGCGGGUGAGGAUGGCGAGCCCCCGAGGUCAGAGUAUCAAGAACAGGCAGACGUCUUCGAUGAACGACAGGCGCUCGCCGGUGGCUGACGCCGGCACAGAGGGCACCAGUCCCGCCAAGGUUCAGAAGAGCUGGAGCUUCAACGACCGCACGCGGUUCAGACCGUCACUCCGCCUUAAGAGUCAGUCCCGCUCCACCACUGAUGCAGACUCCAACAUCACAGCCGAGGACGCUUUUGAUGAGAAGGGCUGUCACUGCGACAUCUCGGUGGAGGACUUACAGCCCUCGGUCAAGUCUGUCAUCCGAGCUGUGAGGAUCAUGAAGUUCCAUGUAGCCAAGAAGAAGUUUAAGGAGACGCUGCGUCCGUAUGAUGUGAAGGAUGUGAUCGAACAGUACUCUGCCGGUCACCUGGACAUGCUGUGCCGCAUCAAGAGCCUGCAGACCAGGCUGGACAUGAUAGUAGGCCCACAGCCCCUGAGCAGCCGAGCCAAGGCCUUUUCCUCCCCCUCCCUGUCUGUCUAUUACAGCCGAGGGAGGAAGAACUCCACCCAGGGGGUGGACCAAAUCCUCGGGAAGGGCCAGAUUCCUCUGGAUAAGAAGAUUCGAGACAAGCUGCUGUCUGAUGGAGACAUAUUGGAGGACAUGAGCAUGCUGGGUCGCGUCUGUAAGGUGGAGCGGCAGGUCCAGUCGAUUGAGUCGAAGCUGGACUCCCUGCUCGACAUUUACCGGCAGGUUCUGCGUAAAGGCUCAUCUUCGGCCCUCACGCUUUCCUCUCUUCCCCUCUUUGAGCUGGAGCAGACCUCGGACUACCACUCCUCUGUCUUCAGCAAGGACAUGUCCUGCUCCACCCAGGUCAGCAGUAGCGGAGCACCGCCCACUGGUGGCUUCGUCACGCGCUCCUCCACCAGUUCUCAUCUCUCGCAGGGAGGACUCCAUCUCAUCCUGGCACCCCCCAACGAGCUCAACCUCAAUCUCAACGCUUCCUCUUCCACACCUCCCUCUUGCCUCGCAUCCUCCUCUUUCAGCCCAUCACCACUGCCACAUCACCAUCACCACCAGCGCCACCCCCAGGCUCAGGCCACCACACCUGAAAGUGGCACUGAUGAGGCUAUGGGGAGCUCUCCACCCAUCCUCACCCCGAACAGUGUCAGCAGUUCUGGGGACAGAGGAGUAGGAGAUGGAGGGUUUCCUCUUCUGGCAAGACUUCCACCUCCACCCCCUCCCAGCCGGAGCCAUGGCCCGGGCACUUUAGUGCGAACAGCCUCCAUAGAAGUAUCCCCCGACAUGGAGGACUUUUGUGGAGGUCUUGGGAUGCAGAUGGAGGACAGCAGUGUCAGGGAGGACCUUGGCCUUGGGUUGGGACUAAGCAGAUUGGGGCAGCAGUUCCAAGGAAACAGCAACAGCAGGCUUAACACAAAGGAGGAAGGAUCAUGGAGGAGACAAAUGAGCCUGGAGCUUGAGCCCCUGGUGCCACCAGCACCGGGCUGCUGCUCUGGCUCCAUCCAGAUGGACCGAGGACUGGGCAAGUCCAUGUCGGUGCAGGACCUGAAGCAAGCAGCCCCCGCCCAUCACAGCCACAGCCUGUCGUCUCCAAGCCCCAGUACAAGCAGUGACUCCCCCACUGGCUUCCACAGCUGUGGCCAAGACCCUGGGGGAGGAGGGGGCGGUACAGGCAGGAGUGGUGGAGGUGGGUGGGGUGAGGAGGACCUCUUUAUCAGUGAUAGAGACAUUGAGUCGCAGGGACUUGACUUCUUGUCGCAAGGAUCUGCUGAGGUUCCAACUUACUCCUCGGAGCUCCUGAGGACAGGUGUUAGAGCCGGGUCCCGGGGCUCGAACCGCAGUCUGGCCAGCGGCCACCUAUCCUCGCCCUCUACUGGCAGCAACGAGUUGCUGAACAUGCCGCACGUACGGCUAAAAUAGACCCAGCUACACGUCCGGAAGGCACACCAAUCUCACCUCAAAA
Molecule: messenger RNA, 3376 nt
Organism: Archocentrus centrarchus (flier cichlid)
Lineage: Eukaryota; Metazoa; Chordata; Actinopteri; Cichliformes; Cichlidae
Gene: kcnq5b
Product: potassium voltage-gated channel, KQT-like subfamily, member 5b
Exons: 15
Coding region: 205-3333 (1042 amino acids)
Biological process (GO): potassium ion transmembrane transport
Cellular component (GO): membrane; voltage-gated potassium channel complex
Molecular function (GO): voltage-gated potassium channel activity
Source: RefSeq, a predicted model, not a curated record